Messenger RNA from Liolophura sinensis, 7729 nucleotides. Its product is annotated as Fanconi anemia group M protein-like. The transcript has 29 exons. The record is from RefSeq and is a predicted model, not a curated record. Gene Ontology annotation, molecular function: four-way junction helicase activity; 3'-5' DNA helicase activity; four-way junction DNA binding. Lineage: Eukaryota; Metazoa; Mollusca; Polyplacophora; Chitonida; Chitonidae. Gene Ontology annotation, biological process: double-strand break repair via synthesis-dependent strand annealing; interstrand cross-link repair. The coding region runs from base 114 to 7619 and encodes 2501 amino acids.
CUGACCAACAGAGCAUGACUCUUCAGUGGCAGUAUGGAUUCACCAAGUGACCCCUCAUCGUCAUAUAACUGAAAAAGUGUUGGCACUAGUCCCUGCAAGAAUGAAAGCAGAAAAUGAAUCCAGCUAAACAGUCAACAUUGUUUCAAACAUGGGCAAAAACAGGUAAAUCUGUAGUGCAGCAAUCCUCCAGUAGUGUCAGCUAUGGCAGCCCAGAAAUUGUGGGCUUGUGUGAUGGGGAUGAAGAGGAAGAUGAAUUAUUGGCCAGGGCUUUGGAGGAAAGUCUGCUGUAUGCACAUCCGGCAGGAACAGCUACAUCUACAUCUUCUCAUGGCGGGAAAGCUGUGCCAGAUAGUUCAAAACCAGCAUGCCAACCAAGCACCAGUGCAGGCGAGCAUAUGGAAUUGUCAGAAGACCUCAACAUUGCCUUGGACUCACAUAUGUUUGCAGCAGACUUUGAACCAUCCCAGAGUCUUUCUCAGAUUGAGGACAUCCCAGGUUUUGACAAAGUGGCGGGCAAGAUGUGGAUUUACCCAACCAAUUAUCCUCUACGGGAAUACCAGUAUAACAUUGUCAGUAAAGCCUUGUAUAAGAACACAAUGGUAACUCUGCCAACAGGCUUGGGAAAGACGUUUAUAGCUGCUGUUCUCAUGUAUAAUUUCUAUCGAUGGUACCCGCAAGGUAAAGUGGUUUUCAUGGCUCCCACUAAACCACUUGUGGCUCAGCAGAUAGAGGCCUGUUAUAACAUUAUGGGCAUUCCCCAAGAGGACACUGCGGAGAUGACAGGUACAAUGUCCCCUGCCGAAAGGCUGAAAGCUUGGAACUAUAAACGUGUGUUUUUCCUGACCCCUCAAGUUUUAACUAAUGAUCUCAGUCGAGGGGCAUGUCCAUCUGUCGACAUAAAAUGUCUAGUGAUUGAUGAGGCACAUAAGGCUCUGGGGAACCAUGCUUACUGCCAGGUUGUUAGGGAGUUGGUCAAGUAUACAAGGAACUUCAGGAUUCUGGCAUUGAGUGCAACACCUGGCAGUGAUAUUAAGGCAGUGCAGGAGGUUGUGGCUAAACUCUUAAUCUCCCAAAUAGAACUGAGGACUGAGGAGUCUAUAGAUAUCAAGCCGUAUGUCCACGACAGGAAUGUUGUCAAGAUUGUUGUCCCAUUAGGAAAGGAAUUAACAGCCAUUAAAGAGAAGUAUAUCAGGGUGAUGGAUGUCAUAGUGAAGCGGUUAACUCGCCAGAGAGUCCUGUAUAACAGGCAAACCACCAGUCUCUCCAAGUUCAUGAUUCUAAAGGCACGAGAAGCUUUCAGACAGAACCCCCCCCCAGAGCUACAGAGAACUCAGUAUGGUGCUAUAGAGGGUGACUUUGCUCUGGCUAUGAGCUUGUAUCACGGGUUUGAGUUGCUACAAUUGCACGGCCUUAAGUCUCUGUACACCUACUUGGAGGGUUUGUCAUCUGGGGAUAAAGGCUAUGGCAGAACUCGUACUGAACUCAAUAAGAAUGGUGACUUCCGUGAUCUCAUGGACAAUCUUCACAGCAAGUUUGCAAAUACAAACAGUGAUGAGAACCAGACAAAUCCAUUUGCCUUGUCUCAGCGACAGACACCAAAUCAUCCUUUUGUAUCAGGACACCCCAAAAUAGAGAAACUCAGAGAAGUGGUUCUUCAGCAUUUUGAGAAAUAUAAAGGAUCUUCCAGCACAAGGAUCAUGAUCUUUGCUCAGUAUCGGGACAGUGUGACAGAGAUAACCGACAUGCUUAGUCGUCACCGGCCUCUCGUUAAGGUGAUGAGUUUUAUCGGCCAGUCUUCUACAGGCAAGACAACUAAAGGGUUCACUCAGAAGGAGCAGCUUAAGGUGAUGAAGAAGUUCCGUGAGGGUGGUUACAACACGUUGGUGUCUACAUGUGUUGGGGAGGAGGGCCUGGAUAUAGGUGAUGUGGACCUGAUUGUCUGCUUUGAUGCCAGUAAGAGCCCAAUACGCCUGGUACAGAGGAUGGGGAGGACAGGGAGGAAGAGAGAGGGCAGUAUUGUCAUGCUGAUGACCGAGGGAAAGGAAGAACAGAUAUAUAACCAGAGUCAGUACAGUAAGAAGAGCAUACACAAGGCUAUACUGAAUGGUGCCAAGUCCCUGCAGUUCUACCCCCACAGCCCGUGCAUGAUCCCUGAAAACCUCAAGCCUCGCUGCCAUAAGAUGCACAUCACUGUACAGAAGGCCUUCAAAAGUACAGCCAAAGGAAGAGCAGCCAAUGAUGCCAACAAAGCUCAGAAAAAUUCAGGGAUGUUUGAUCAGCCCAGUAAGAAACCCCAUAAGAGUGAUGGCUUGCUGACAGAGGCAGAGCUACAAUAUUGGUCUGAGAACUUCAAACUGCCAGAUAACCAGGUACCCAAGUUACCUGAAAGUGACUUCAGGUGUUUUAAGAAGAAGAACCAGCCACAGAGUCUUCCUGAGGAUGACAUCAACGAGGACCUAGGUCCCCAGUUGAGGCUAUCUGAGUGGAUGCCAUGGCAGAACCGUAAACACACCACACACAAAAUUGACCACUCCCUGGACACAGAGCACCUUGUGGAGAUGAUGGAGUUCAUUGACGUACAACAAUCUCUCGGUGAAGAUGAUGACAGUUAUGGCAUGGAAAUGGCAGCUUAUCUGAAAACUGAAGACAUUGUAUGUGCAGAGAAAAAGACUGUAGAAAAUGUGGGAAUCAGGAAAUUCUCUUCAGCAAAUAAUACUGAAGAUAAUGGUGUAUUUGAAUGUAAGGAUUCAAAAUCAUCUCGAGGUCAUGUGAGACGGAGUGAAGCACUGUUUGCAGUUCUGUGUGAUUUGACAAAAAGUAGUAGUGAUGAAGGGUUACCUCCCUUCAUGGCAUCAUUUUCACAUUCCAAAGCUUUGGACACAAAAAUGGACACAAAUAACAAAGGUGUAUCACCUGAGGGAAUGAAUGGGGACAAGUUUAAGGAUGGAGAGUCUGUUUCAAUUCUAAAAACUUCUGUGUCCCCUGCAACUUUUAAAUUUGGUGAAGGAAAACUGGAGACUUUCACAGAAAAAUGUGCCAUGAAUAAUGGUCUGAAGCCAUCAGCAAAGGUUCAUUCUACUUCGGUGAAAUUUAGUAAACGGAAGAAGAAACGAGAAUCAGGAUCCAGUAGAACAGUAGUUGAAAUUAUACUGGAUGAUGAUGAUGAUGAUGAUUUUGCUGCUCCAGUAGAAGAUGGGCUGCGUGCUAUAACAGAGGAAAUGCCUGGUGGACUGAUAGAGGAGGCCAUGGAGGUAGAAAGAUUAGUACCUGAUAAGCAGCAAACUAAAUCUGAGGAAGAGAAGAAAGUGGCAUUUGACUUAGAAAUGGGCAGGCUGUCUCAGCUCCUCCCAGACGUAAUGUCAUUUAAUAAAGGGCUUAACUGCCCGGACUUUUUACACGGAAGCUACGAUAGGUCUGAUAAACCUAUAGCUACACCAGAUGAUCUGGCUAAGCAGAGAUACCGUGUGAGUAUUCCUUCACCACCACCAAUAGAGGAGAUAAGAGUAGCUUUCUCAAAGAUGGGAAGUGGCAAAUCUUUUCCUGAACUUGAUGUAGUUCAGCUUGUGGAUGAGUGGGAACAAGAAAAGUUAGAAGCAGGGCUAAAUCACAGUAAUACUAGAUCAUCUAGAGAAAGUCGGCUUUCACACAGGUUAUUUGAUACUCCCGUGAAAGUGAGGACAUGUGCCAGUCCUAGUAGAGUACGGGCAUUACUUAGAUGUGAGUUUGAUACUUCUGAUGGACCAUACAAAAACUUAGAGAAAAACUCUUCAGGGAAAAUGGACAAUGAUGAAAAUUUAAAUGACAUGUUUGAUCAACCAUUGUCAGAGGGACACUGUUUCAGUAUUAAUGAAUGGCAGCCAAGCAAAUCAGUUAUACCAUGCAAGAAAGAUUGUUUUGUGGAAAAUGAUGUCAGCAGUGGUGAUAUUCACGUGUUGAAUAAGUGCGGUGCUAAAGAUGAAUUCAGUCAGUGCUGUAGUGAUGGAACAGAAAACUGUGUUGAUUUACUUACAACAGCUUCUCAUCAAGUGGAUGAGAAAACUGUUCUCAGUAGUGAUUUGUUGCAUGAUGUGCCACCUAGCCCUUGGGACACUACUGGUUUGAAAAAUGGCAAACUUCAGACAGUACCAGAUGAGAUAGGUGCGUGCGAUUCCCAGGAAUGUUCUGACCACUCUCCAAUUUUAGAGGGAGAUCCAACUUAUACAAAGGAAUCCAAACCAGAGGCUUCUGCAGUGUGCGUAGAUCAGCAAGAGAUGUGUGAAGAUUAUGGAGAAUGGGACUUCACAGUGUCCGAUUUAGAAGAUGAUGUGGAAGCAGAAGGAGAAGAGGAUUUACCUGUGUCAGAAUGGCCUAAGUCACCUGUCAGUAAGCCUUAUUCGUUACCUUUUGAAAGGUAUGCCGAGCCAAAGAGUGCUGCUGUAACUCCAGUCAAACCUGUGAUUAUUAAACAGGCCAAUGAUCCUGACUUUGAUAACUGUUUUGAUCAAUCUGAUUUGUUUCUUCCUACAAUGAAUACUCCCGUGACUGUGUCCAAAGGUUCACACCUAAAGUCACCUGAUUCUGCCUGUAAACCCACUCCAGGUAAAACUCCUGCUGCUGGCCUGGAUGAGUCCCAUUUUACAUUCACACAGGCCCUGGCCUGCCUUCAUGAUAGUCCUGCUCCCACCCAUGCUUUCAGGCCAGAGUCACUGGGGAAAUCAGCGGUGAAUAAGGAGCCAGGGACAGAUGAUACUUUGGAUUCAAAGGCCGGCAUAAGCUUGUUGUCACCACCUUCUGACUGGGGCAGCAGUGACAAAGGAGACUUUGAGCUGGGUUUUAGCUGGGAUGAUGUGGAUGUGGUUCCCCCCUCACCUGUCCAUGACCAGUCCAUCUGUCAGAAACCAUCCAAGUGCAGUCAAAGUCUGGUGUUUGGAAAACGCAAAUUUCCAACCAUGGCCAAAGAAGACAUUACAGCAUCUUCUCACUGCCAUGUCGAUGCUAAUCCUGAUCAAUCAGAGCUUGAUGAUGUCUUUGCAAUCCCUUUUGAAGAAUCUGUUGUGUUCUCAAAGUCAGGUGCUACAUAUGAACCCUCUUCAAGAAAACUGAGCCCAGGAUCACCCCCAAGCGUGUCAAAGAAUGUCAGAGAGUUACAUGGAAACCCACGCGCACCCUCAACCAUAUUCAGGAAGGUCCCGGAGCUGCCUGGUAGUCCUGUGUUCACACCCUCAGCUUUUCUCUCAGCUAGAGUUGCCGAGACCAAAACAGUAGAGCAGGAUAACAGCAUUACUGACGAUGACGAUGAUUUUUGCGUCCUGAAAAGGAGCGGGCGGAAAGCCUCCAUCAUUGAUUCUCCAGCUGUAUCCUUCACACACACUGACAAAGCCCAGCUAUCACCUUCAAAACCAUUUGAAUUUAGAACACCAACCAGACCAAGUGAGAGAAUACCAGCAAUGCGACAGAAUAACAACUCACAUCCCAAGAAUUUGAUUUCCUCAAGUGAGUCUGAAGAUAGUCCAGUUGUGGUGAAGAGAAGGAAGUUUGGAGGAGUAGUAAAGUCCCGACGGUUGGGACUAUCACCCAGUGAGGGGAAGGACGAAGAGGAUGGGGACUUUGCAGACAGACCCAUGAAGAUGCUCAAUAGCCUUAAAAAGAAAGCUCCUACUGCCAAGCAGUAUAAAAAGAAGCGGUCUGCAGCAGCCUGUGCCUUCAUUGACCAUGAGGCAGAGUUAUCAGAGGAUGGAGCCAGUGAUGUGUCGGAUGAUGAAGUAGACAACAGUCAGAUGGACUCCAUCCUGCAGGACUUUAUCUACGAUGGAUCACAGCUCUUCCAUGCGUCACAGGCUGAAGAGCAUGUGGAUGAGACAGCAAUGUACCUGAGGUCUGUGAUGAGUCCCCGGGUGAAGGACCAUGACGGUGUGUACAGACGGGACAGAAGGCCACCUGUCAUGGAUGUGUACUCACAGAUCCCACAGGAGGAUUACUCUGAGUAUCUGGAGGAUAGCUUCUGUGUGUUGGAGGAUGAGGAGGAGUGGGGAACAGAUGAAAAUGACCCAGGAGAAAUCACAUGUUUCUACCUACCAAAGAAGCGCUCCAGAGAAAAGCCAAGGAAAAGGCGAGACAGACAUACUGCUGAACAGGAGAGAGGUGUUGGUAGGAAGAGGAUUGUGUGCCAGGCUGAUUCCUCCAGUGAGGAUGAUAUACACCAGAAGCCAGAUCUCAGCCUCAUGUUGACACAAGAAUUCUCAAGUAAACAGACGAAGAGGGCGAGGAUAGUCUCCAGCAGUGAGGAGGAUACGCGUGCUGAUUCCCGUGCUGAUCAGGAAGAUGUGAAUUGUCAUCAUUCUCAUGGGAAGCAAGAAGAUGAAUUAAGCCCACCUUUACUGAGUCUGAGAAGUCGCCUGCAGGCUGGGUCAAAUAGGAGACAAAGAGAAUCAAGUAUGAAUUUAUCUGUGAUAGAGAAAAAUCCCAGAGUGGAUACUAGGUCUGGGUGUGGGCAGUCCAUUAAUGAGAUUUCCUCAGAUGGGAAAGAUCUUGUUUUAUCCAGAACAAACCCAGAGAAUUGUAAAAUAUCUUGUGGAAAAAGUGCAAUAGAAACUCUGGGUUCUAAACCUGGUCUUAAAAAGUCACCUGACCUUGAACGUGAGGAAAGGCUGAGAAGACAAAGAGAAAAACAAGAAGAGUUCAGAAGGAAAAUGGCUGAGAAAAACAGAUCUGCUAUGUCUCUUAAGGGAGAUAACUCCAGGGCACGUGUGGAAGCCAUUUGUGAUGACAAGGAAGCAGAUAAUAACAAAACACUUUCUGUAGAUCAAGAAAAACUGGAUGCUAGAAAUUCACUAAGUGAGAAUGGGGAUAGCAACUUUACCAAACUGCUGAAUCCAUCGCUGAGAAUUAUGAAGAGUGAUCUCCCAUCAGAAAACUUUCUUGUCACUAACCCUUCAGUAAACAGAUUGCAAGAAAAGAAAAUCGUCAUUUUGGUGGAUUCAAGGGAGAUAACUGGUGGUCAGGAGGUGGUGUCCUGCCUAAGAGUCAGUCAUCAGUUUAAUGUGGCAGUCCGUCAGCUCUCUGGUUGUGACUACAUACUCAGCAACAGACUGGGUGUGGAGAGAAAACUGUGGGCAGAUUUUGCGAAUGGCUCUCACCGUGCCAAGUUACAGGAGAGGGUUCAAGAGAUGUGUACACUCUUUGAUCGACCAUGUUUGAUCAUAGAGAGAGAUAAGACAAAGCCAGGAGAAGAAAAAGUGGCCAGGCCACAAGUGAGGACGAAGUAUGUUGACACAACCCUUGCCUGGCUGGCUAAGUCAAGUGUACAGAUAUUUUUCACAGAGUCACAAGAGGAAUCCGCUGGGCUGCUGACAGACCUGUGCAAGUUGGAGGAGAGGAAAGGAAUGGCCAUCCGUGCGAAUCUAGAUCUCAACCCAUAUCAGCAACAGUGGCUGAACUUUUUCACCAACUUGCCACGGAUCAGUUACAUAAAUGCCCUAAACUUGUGUCACGGAUUUAAAAACCUCACAGAAUUAUGUAACAGUUCAAUCAGAGCUAUACAAACAAAAGGACAGCUCUCAGAAUCAAAAGCGAAGGCCGUGCGAGACAUGCUACAACAUCAUUUCUGCCUGACAAUGGUCCCUGCCAGCUCAAUGACAUAAGUACCAACUGAUGAAAUUUUCUUACGGAAAUGUAGUAAUAUUCUGUGGUAGCAUCUUGUGGAUAUGUGCAAAUGAGGGAGUAUGCCGGUCAUACAACCAGUUUCUCAGAU